Messenger RNA from Neocloeon triangulifer, 1809 nucleotides. RefSeq lists its product as uncharacterized. Gene Ontology annotation, molecular function: CoA-ligase activity. The record is from RefSeq and is a predicted model, not a curated record. Bases 72 to 1742 code for a protein of 556 amino acids. NCBI's taxonomy places the organism in Eukaryota, Metazoa, Arthropoda, Insecta, Ephemeroptera, Baetidae. The transcript has 10 exons.
GGAUCUAUAAAAUACGGGGGAAACAACGAAUAAUAGACUACUUUCAAAUAAAACCAAAUCAAAGUCACACCAUGCCAGUGCCAGGAGAUGAACGGACCGCUUUCUUAAUACAUUCUCCUCAAGGGGAGCUCCCGGUGCCUGAUGUGCCCAUCAUGGACCACGUUUUUGAGAGAUUGAGAGAGGGGCUAAAGAAAUGGCCGCAGGACAAAGAAUGGAUCGUUGACAUUCCUUCCGGGCGAAGCAUCAAAUUGUCCGAGGUCGAGUUAAAUUCGUACAAAAUUGCAAGUGCUUUUUCAAGAAUGGGGCUGAAGCACGACGACUUUGUAUAUUUCGUCACUUACGAAUUAGCCCAGUUUUACCAAAUUCAAGUUGGACUGUUUUUGCUUGGCGCGGCAGUCCGAGGUUGCCACCCUUCAGACAAUCCAGAUAAUUACGUCAAGCAGUUGAAACAAGUCGAGGCCAAAUUCGCCAUAGUUGACAGCGAAACGAUUGAAAAGAUAAGGCAGACCCUGAAAAAGAUUGACCACCCUGUAAAAUUAAUCAGCGUGGGCGCCGAAAAACUUGCAGGCACUGUUCACUUCAGUGAAUUACUCAAAGACGACGGCUCUGCUUUCCCUCGGGACGUUGAAAUCGACACCGAAAAUGACGUCGCCAUUGUGAUCAACACGAGCGGCUCAACAGGGGAGCCCAAAGGGGUGGUGCACACUCAAAAAUCGGUGCUCGCUGGAAUGUUUGGAAUCGACAAAGUUCUUCAAAUAAAAGAGUCUAUGAUGGAGUUCAUGACAAACUAUGGUGUCAUCUCAAAUAGCGCUUUGCUGUACAACCUUUGCCACGGAGUGACAACUUUCCACUUCACCAGUUUUCAAAAGGAGCACCUCAUUGAAAACAUGCUGAAAUACAAGCCCGAAUGCAUAAUUUUGUAUCCCUACAUCGCGGCUUGGCUUUCAAAACAAACAAAAGAAUUGGAGCUGAUAAAUCAGCUGGAUUUUGUGCGCACAAUAUUAGUUGGUGGCUGGGUUUUGGACACUCACUGCUCGGACGUCCUGUCCGAAGCUCUCCCCAAUACUCAGAUCAAACCUAUUUACGGCAUGUCCGAGGCGUUUUGCAUCACUAUGCCUCAGAGUGGGCCACAAACAGAAAAGAUAAAACGAUGCGUCAAUGAGGGCAAAGUUUACACGUCAUCUGGACCUCUCCUCCAAAACGUUCAGUGCAAAGUGCUGGAUCUUGAAACGCGAAGUGAAGUUGGACCUUAUCAGAGAGGUGAAAUUUUAAUUAAAACACUAUCUUUAAUGGCAGGCUAUCUGGUGGCACCAGGCAAACCGUAUAAUAGAGUUAGUUUCACCGACGACGGAUGGAUGUGCACUGGUGACUUGGGUUUUUACGACGACGAUGCGCAUCUUUACGUGGUGGAGAGACUGACCUUCGUCUACAAGCACAUGUGUCACUUUGUGUCUCCGAGCGAAGUCGAGUCCCUCCUUCUUGAGCACCCUGACGUUCUGCAGGUGGGCGUCGUCGCCCUGCCAGACCCUGAGGUUGAGUCCCUGGCAGUUGCAUACGUCGUCAAGAGACCUGACAGCGAAUGCACCGAGGACAAACUGGUCAAGCACGUCGCCGACAGGGCACCGUUUUUCAAACACCUGCACAGGGGGGUUAAAUUUGUAGACGCUCUGCCCAUCGGCCUCGGAGGGAAGAUGGACAGGAGCACUUUGCGGAAAAUCGCUCUACAGGAAUACAGUUUCUAAACUUUUUUCUUAUGUAAAAAAAUACAAUUGUUUUUAUGCAUAUGUAAAUCCUCAUUUUAUGUACUGG